Terrapene triunguis (Three-toed box turtle) is the source of this 4924-nucleotide messenger RNA. It is a transcript of the gene PPP2R5E, whose product is annotated as protein phosphatase 2 regulatory subunit B'epsilon. Gene Ontology annotation, biological process: protein dephosphorylation; signal transduction. Gene Ontology annotation, cellular component: cytosol; nucleus; protein phosphatase type 2A complex. Bases 517 to 2064 code for a protein of 515 amino acids. The transcript has 15 exons. Gene Ontology annotation, molecular function: protein phosphatase activator activity. NCBI's taxonomy places the organism in Eukaryota, Metazoa, Chordata, Testudines, Emydidae. The record is from RefSeq and is a predicted model, not a curated record.
UUGUGUGUGUGUGUGUGUGCCAUGGCCGGAGCCCAGUGAGAGUGGCUGACAAUAGGAGCGAGCGAGCCUGAGCGCGACCCCGACACAGCCGGGACCCCUCGCUUCCCAGCCAGCCACCGGCAGAGGAGGCCAUCCGCGCCAGCCGCAGCGCCCCUCGCCGCGCCCGGCCGCUCGCCCUACCGCGGCUCCUCUCAGCUCGGCCCGCGCUCGGCCGCCCCUCCGCAGGCCCCUCCGCAGGGCUCCGCCGGGAAUGUGAGUGAGGCAGCAGCCAUCGCAGGCAGGGGGCCGCGCCGAGCGCACGGGACUGAGCGGAGCCCGAGCAGCUGCCUGCCUCUGAACCCGCCGCCAACGCCGCCCUGCGCUGAGGAGGCCGCCGCCGCCGAGGCCUACAGGCUCCUGCAGCUGCAGGGACAGAGCCCGGCGCGCACAACGCUCCGGCCGCUGCCGCCAAGCCCGGCUCACUCCGCCUUCUCCUCCUCGGCUCCGAAUUCUCUGCCAGGAGGGUCAAGUAGGGAUAUGUCCUCAGCACCAACCACUCCUCCGUCAGUGGAUAAAGUAGACGGAUUUUCUCGGAAGUCCGUCAGAAAAGCCAGACAGAAGAGGUCACAAAGCUCCUCCCAGUUUAGGUCUCAGGGCAAGCCUAUUGAAUUAACUCCUCUGCCGCUUCUAAAAGACGUUCCAUCUUCAGAGCAGCCUGAACUGUUCCUAAAGAAACUUCAGCAGUGCUGUGUAAUUUUUGACUUCAUGGACACACUAUCAGACCUUAAAAUGAAAGAAUACAAGCGCUCCACUCUUAAUGAACUGGUGGACUACAUUACAAUAAGCAGAGGCUGUUUGACAGAGCAGACUUACCCCGAAGUAGUUAGAAUGGUAUCUUGCAAUAUAUUUAGAACUCUCCCACCCAGUGACAGCAAUGAAUUUGAUCCAGAAGAAGAUGAACCCACCCUUGAGGCAUCAUGGCCACAUUUACAGCUUGUUUAUGAGUUUUUCAUACGAUUUUUGGAAAGCCAAGAAUUCCAACCUAGCAUUGCCAAAAAGUACAUAGAUCAGAAAUUUGUAUUACAGCUUUUGGAGCUGUUUGACAGUGAAGACCCUCGAGAACGAGACUACCUAAAAACAGUCUUACACAGAAUUUAUGGCAAGUUUCUUGGUCUUAGAGCAUUUAUCCGAAAACAGAUUAACAAUAUUUUUCUACGGUUUGUUUAUGAAACUGAACACUUCAAUGGUGUAGCUGAACUGCUGGAAAUAUUAGGAAGUAUUAUCAAUGGUUUUGCUUUACCUCUUAAAGCAGAGCAUAAACAGUUUCUGGUGAAGGUGCUGAUUCCUUUACAUACUGUCAGGAGUUUAUCACUCUUCCAUGCACAGCUGGCAUAUUGUAUAGUACAGUUUCUGGAGAAAGAUCCUUCACUCACAGAGCCAGUCAUUAGAGGUUUAAUGAAAUUCUGGCCAAAAACCUGCAGUCAGAAAGAGGUCAUGUUCCUUGGGGAGCUGGAGGAGAUCUUGGAUGUGAUUGAACCUUCACAAUUUGUCAAAAUUCAGGAACCUUUAUUUAAACAAAUUGCCAAGUGUGUCUCUAGUCCUCACUUUCAGGUGGCAGAAAGGGCGCUGUAUUAUUGGAAUAAUGAAUACAUCAUGAGUUUGAUAGAAGAGAACUCCAACGUUAUACUUCCCAUCAUGUUUUCCAGUCUUUAUAGGAUUUCCAAAGAACACUGGAAUCCGGCUAUUGUGGCUUUAGUCUACAAUGUGUUGAAGGCGUUUAUGGAAAUGAACAGCACCAUGUUUGACGAGCUGACAGCCACUUACAAGUCAGAUCGUCAGCGCUUAUCCAAAGCGGCAGGUGAAAAAAAUGAGGAAACUUCGGGAACUCCGGGCAGUUUGCGACUUCGUUUAAGUCGUGCCUUUUGUGUGACUCGGGGUUCCCACAAGCAAAGCGAAGGGUACUGUAUGUCAUCAAACCUUGUUAGUGAGAAGAAGAAAGAGAAGGAACGUGAAGAACUGUGGAAAAAACUGGAGGAUUUGGAGUUAAAGAGAGGUCUUAGACGUGAUGGAAUAAUUCCAACUUAACAAAAGAAACAAAGCAGCAUUAUUAACCUGUGGAGUCACACAUUUAUGUAGUAGAAGAUGGAGCAACAGUUUUCUGUAUUGUGCAACUUUACAGUAGAUUUCACAUUUGUUUCAUUAUUACAACAGCACUGUAUAUAACUGUCUCUAAGUAAAGGAAAAAAUAAGGACUUUUCUCCAAAGUUUGGACAGCAGAUGGACUUCUCAGAACUUUGCAACAUAAUCAUUGUUUUGACCCUUCUUUAAAACCAGUCUUCAAAGAUCUGUUGAUGAAAAUUGCUAUGUCAAAAUUUCAUUGUCAGGACCUGUUCCUUAUUUAUCAUUAGCAGAGAGUAUGAUACAACUUUCAAAUGUGAACAAUCUUAAAUUUAGCUUGCCUUUCUGCUAAACUGUUAAAUGUAUUUAUAGUAAAAGAGAAAAAAGAUUGUCAUUUCCUUUUGAGUUUGUGUAACAUCCUCCUUCUCUGGAUAACUUUACUGUAAUUUGACAUUUUUUUCCCUUUUGCACAUCUUCAUAAGUUGAAUGUCCAUGCAGAUCAGGGCCAUGAAAAAUAUAGGUCCCUAAGGUUUUGUUUACUGGUGUGAGUAUCUUUCCGGUACCAGGCUAGCACUGGUACUCCUUCAAUUUAAACAUUAGGAGUAAAAAUAAAGAGAUGAUAAAUGUAGUAGGGAAGGAAAUUUCAGAUUAAUGCAUCAAUUUAUUGUGAAUCCACACUGUCUUGAAUCCUUUGAAAAGGGCAAUAGUAACACCAUGAACUUCAGUACCUAACCAGUAUUAGUUACAUGUCAUUGGACACACAUACCAGAGCUGUUUUGGUAAUACUAAUGGCUAAAUGAUUACUAUAUACGUUUUAUUGGACCAUUUUGAAAUUAUAACGACAAACGCUAAACAGUACAAGUAUGAAAUUGAUCUCCAGUGGUCAUGGGUCUAAUUGGGAACAGAGCUGAGCAAACAGUUUGGACUGUUUGGAGUUGUUGCCUUACUUUUUAAUAUGUAUUUAUAAAGUAUUCCAGCAAAAGAGGAUGUAGCCUCUAAAAAACAUACUAUAGUGUUUUUGUGACUGUAGUACUAUUACUCAUCACAGCGCCAGCCCUAUGGUUUUAGCUGGAAAGGAUUCUGGAUAAUAUACUUCUGCAUUCUGAAGUGGAUGCUCAUUCCUAACUACUGUAUUUGUUACCAAAAGUGGUUCUACAAAUGCUACUGAAAAAAAAUUCUGGAAAUCCUAAUGUCCUGAGUAUUAAUAAUAAAGUUUAAAAUGCUUUUAUAUCAAAGGUGCAUUGUGACCAAAUUGUUUAAAAGAAAAACAAGAGGGCUGUAUUAUAAGUAUGCAUUAUUGGCUAUCUGCUUUGUAUUUAAAAGUGGAAUCUUACAUCUUUGAUCGGUAAAAUGCUGAUAAGACUUAUGUACAGUAUAUAUUUAGCUAAUGCAGUUGCAUUAUUUUAUAUGGAAAGGUAUGUGUUUCAGGAUUUUUCUCCAGGAUGCUUUUGAACUGUUAUAGACAUAUGACAACAGUGAGUUGAUAAUCCUAAACCAUCAAUCCAGCAGUAUUUAUGGUAUAAAGCUGACUUGGUGUUCAUGAGUCUUUGUGUUAGUUGCAAACAUGAACUUAUGACCUGUUGCCAUUGAUAGAAAUACAGUAUAAGUACGAGCUUGUAUAUUUUUCUUCCUACUAUUCAAAUAUACAGUAGAAUUUGAGGUUUUCUUGUUUCCAGGUGCGCAAAAAAGAAAAAAUGGCGGGAGGGGAGCAGGAAUCCAAUCCCAGCUUUCUGACUGUUUCAGGAUUAUCAGGUCACAGUUUGUACACAUGGGUCUGCACAUUGGAUGUUGUAAAUGCAACAACUUUGUAAAAACUUGACACUGUUAAUUCUGAAAAAAGAACAGAAGUAAACUAGUCAUAUGCAACACAAAACAUCACAACAUGGUUUAAUGGGAUUAAUAUAAGCCUUUUAUAAGAACACUGACUGGGACUCAAUGUAAACUUGGCAGAUACAGUCAGUGAAACAUUUUAUUUUAAAAGUGCUGGAACAAAAGUGCAAGCUCAGAUCUGAAGAUUAAAUAAAUUUAUAACAAAUCGUCCCUUAACCCUUUGAUUUUUGACAGCCUUUUUGUUUCUACUACAGGUUGGGGUUAUAUUUAGUAGUGUGACUAUGUCUGAAAUUAACAUGCUGUAUGAGAGGGUGCAUUUAAACUCAUGCCUGACUAGACUGUGUUAAAUGGUCAACAAUUGAACUAUUAUGGUGGGAAGAAAUCUUGGUGUUUCCUUUUUUUUUUUCUGCCUGGUGGAAUUAAAAGAAAUAAUGCGACAUUAAAAAAAGACACCUUGUCCUGUACUUAGAAAUUUAGGUGAGUGUUGACCAUUCUUGGAUGUUCUUGGUUUCAGCAUGACCUACUGGAAUUGAUGGUACAAAACGGAUGAGAACCUAGCUGGUUGCAAUAUUUUGUUACCUCUAAUGGGGGAUAUUGGGGAGUAUCUAAAGUGAUUUUCACUUCCAAGAUGGAAUGUUUCUUUAAAUUGAAUGAGGUAAUGUGAUGUUAGUCAUGCGACUCUAAAAAGGUGAGGUCAGUCUGACGUUGUACUUUGUGAUGUACUUAAAGAAGCGCUUGCCAUAGUACUACAGAAUCCACGCAAUCCACUGUUGGCUGCAACCCAAAGGCAAUAUACUGCUCCUGUCCCACUAGAGUCCAUGGGAGGUUUAUGCAAAGAUAAAGGCAGCAUAUGGACUUAAGUCAAUUGUGAUCAGUGCAUCUGUUCAUUUGUGAUUUUGUUUGCUUCAUGGUUUUGAGAAACUACUUUUUUUGUUAAGUAUCAGAGGGGUAGCCGUGUUAGUCUGAAUCUGUAAAAAGCAACAGAGGGUCCUGUGGC